Messenger RNA from Haliotis rufescens (red abalone), 8473 nucleotides. RefSeq names its product ankyrin-2-like. The record is from RefSeq and is a predicted model, not a curated record. Gene Ontology annotation, molecular function: protein binding. Lineage: Eukaryota; Metazoa; Mollusca; Gastropoda; Lepetellida; Haliotidae. Bases 1724 to 5371 code for a protein of 1215 amino acids. The transcript has 24 exons.
CUACAGGUGAAUAAAUGUGUGGUCAAUGAACCAACCACAAUAAACAUAUCGGCAGGUGUUGAGAGUGAAGUUUUGUGGAAUAUUCUUUCUGAAGAUGAUGUUCAGGAAAAAUGCAUUACAAUUUGAAAAUGACGAGACCCUGUGAUAGAAAACCCGGUCUUUCCUGGUAAAUCCGCAUUCCGCACUACAACACCUGCCAGACUACCCAAUACCACACUCCAAAUACCCUAUACCACACUGACAGUGUCCGGCCAGCCCAACUCCAACCCUGCCUUGCCUCACACUGCAUCAGUGAUCUACAUAAGAUUACACUAGUUUGUGUAAUGAUUAAAUCAUCUGCAAUAAUGAAUUAUUCAGUCUGCCUCAGAUCAGAUCUAAAUCUGAAUCCAGUCUCUCUGUGCGUCAAGGGAAACAUUUCAAGAUGAGCACGUUGAGCUGGACAUCAUGCUCAGUAUUUAUAGUUCCUCAGUGAGGUGGAGAAGUCCUGGAGAUUUUACAACUCUUCUCUCACUAUGGCACCAUAGGAUUUUAUGAAGAGCCAAGAGAUUUGACAAUUGUAUCUCGCUAUACUGCACAUUUGAAGACUUCUGCACUGGCUUCAUUAUCCCCAAGCGAGUUCCUCCCAUCAUCAACCUUCACACUGAUUUCUUAGAACAUUGUGGACUGGUUUUAAUCUGACAUUUGAACCAAAAUUUGUCACCCUGCUGAUUUGUCAUAAAGCCAUACUCACUCCCUCACUCCAAUACAUGCUGCAGAUGCAAUACAGUACACACCACUGCACUGGUAUUUGCCAAUAAAAUAUAAAACUGUAAGUCUAAUAAUGUGGAGGUACGAGUUUGUGUACAUAACAUGAAAGUAUGAUAAUGUUUGCAAAAUAAGUGAAGUUUGAGAGAAACAUGAACAGAGGGACAGAAUCAUGAGUAUGUAAGUUUAUGUUUGUAGAUUACAGGUACAAAUACCGAACUAAAUUAACUUAAAUGAUACAGAUAUCUAUUUGAAAUGUUGUCUAAAAACAAGUCUGUGAAUAAAAUGGAGUAUGAAGUUGGAAGAAGAGCUUCAUGUUUUCUGAGAAAAUUUGUUUUUAGUUCUGAAUUGAAACUAACAUAUGUCACACCCCCAUCAUUCCAAAACCCGCACUGCACAGGUACAUGAAGAUCAUCUGGCCAAAAGUUUUAAAUCUUUUUAAACAGACCAUGAAUAUUUUAUGAUCUUCUAAAGUAGCUGUGAAAUACAUCUUUCUUUUUAGGAAGUGUUUGCUUUUAAUUUUUGUUCUGUGAUAAAAAAACAUAUAUUUUUAAUAUUUCCUUAGCAUCUUACAACACUAACUGUAUAUUCCUAUUAUUUAAAUUAUUCUUAGCCCAUUUUUUUUAAUCUAUAAAUUGCUACAGCUUUAUUAUUAUAGCUUGCUUAUGCUGAAGUCAUAUUGGAAAGAGUUGUGUCCCUUUAACUGUUGCCCGUAACCAUCAAGGUAAAUGUGACUGUUAUAAAGAUAAUGCAAAUAAUGAAUAAAUAUUAAUGAAAAACAUUUGUCUGAAAAUAUAUAAAUGAUUAUUAUUCAGUUUUUAUAAAAUUUUAUUAAUAGUUUUAUAUAGAAAAUAUCUAAUUAAUAACUUAUAGUUUGUAAUUAAAGAAAAGAACAUAUAAAACAAAUACACAAGGAACAUGGACCUUUCUCAGAAAUAAUAUAUUACAACAAAUAUAUUUGUCAUAAAGAUUCACUAUCAUGCUACCAUAUGUCCCUAACACAGUUCAGUCACAAAGCAACACAGAAAGUGGGAACGAUCGGAUUCUGAGGAGAAGAGGUGUUUUAAAUCGAACAAUGGCAAACCAUCAUUUUACUCAGUCCGUCUUUGUGACGGGGACUCCUAGAGAACACACUCCAGUCCAACAGCGUUGGAUGGGUGAAUCUUGUGAAGUUGUACCCCGAACGACAGGGGGAUUUCAAAUCUACCAACCUAACGCAGCUGCAGAGUAUAUGCAAAAACAGGAUGAAAAGAAAGCUGAUAUUCGAAAUGAUUUAACGCGAAGUAUAGAAAUGGCAGCUUCCAAAUACAAACAUAACAUUCGUAAUCCUGAGAUGAAGAAGAUGCAGAUCGAACGCUCGAUAGUGUAUGAGAAAAAACGAGCAAUGACGAGAUCAUUGUAUGUGUCAAGGCAUCAUAAUGCUGGUACUCAAGAGCGAAUAAGUCAUCAUGAAUCCCUUCUUCCGGCAAAGAUGACGCGUGAGCAUGAAUUUCAGUGCAGUUGCAAGGAGUAUCAUUCCCAUCCUCUUGUAGUGGUGGGUACACCUGUCAACAAAAGCAUUGCUGCUGAAAUGCGGAAAAGGGAAAAAGUGAUUGCAGCAUUGAAUUCAUCGACUUCCAAAGUCGACACACAUGAUGAUCCAAGAAAUAUUUUCUGGUCACCUGAGUUGUCCUUCCACCCUUACAAACAUGGUGAUUCAUUGGUAGAUUUUCCUUCACUUUGGCUGAAAGAGAAGGAGCUGAAGAAUCACCUGAAGAACCCUGGGAUACAAUUGACUAUGCUACGUGGUGCAGUCCUUGACCUGUGUAAGCUGGCCGUGACCUGUGGCCCUGUGCGUCUGCUGCGAUGUCUCAUCGAUCUGUCUCUUAUACGUGUGGACCAGCAGUUUGAUAAUGGCAGCGGAAUGCUUCACCUUGCGUGUCUGGCCCGCAACAAUGAUGCUGUACAGUACCUGAUAAACACUGGUAUCUCUCCAAAACUGAGGGAUAAAAACGGUAGUACCGCUGAUGAAGUUUGCAUGUGCCCUUCGGUCAAGCGGCAGUUGCCCCAGCGCUACCUGGUGUCCAAGAGUGAGGUUUCGGCCACAGGACACAGGAUGCUGAUGAACCCCAGCCUCCAAGACAAGGACAAUAUAUUCAGUCUCGCCAAGAACCCAAAGUUCUUUGAUGAGAUUCAGAAAAAGUUGCAGAUAUUUGACUUUAAUGUAAACACUGAGUGUGACAGCAAUGGUGACUUCCUACUUCACAUUGCAUGCAAGGGAGGUCUGAGUCAGCUGCCGCUGGUCAUGGCGUUGGUCAAGAUCCAGGGAGCAGACGUGGAGCUGUGCAAUGCAGACGGGAUGACGUCACUCAUGUUGGCUGCCACGGCUGGCAACUGUGUACUCUGUGAUGUGUUGAUGUGUCUGUUUGGAGCGGACCCGAACAAACCCAACCCAAACAAUGGGAGAUCAGCAUUGCAUUAUGCUACAGAAGGCAAUCACAAGAAGUCUGUCGAGUGUCUCAUUCGACGUGGUGCAGACGUGAAUAUCGAGGACCAUGAUGGCCGCCGCCCUGAUGAUAUCCCAUCAUGCCAGAAUGUGCAGGAUGACUGCAAAGAGGUCAUUGACUUCAACAGAAUGCAGCGUCUUGAGACACUCAGUGAGAAAGUCCGUAAGGGAGAUGUAGAAGCCAGCAUGUUGCUGCCGACUGACCUGUGUGUAGUUGCCGAUGACGGCUACACGCUGCUGAUGAUAGCGGCCAUCUACAACCGUGGUAACACAUUGUCUCAUCUGCUGGCAAAGAAUAAAGCCACCAUAGAUGCUCAACAUACCAAGACUGGAAUGACCGCUCUCAGCAUUGCAUCACAGAUGGGCAAUGUCGAGGCAGUAGAGAUUCUUCUCAAGAACGGUGCUAACCCCUCCAUCUCUGACAUGGAGAGUUAUCUCCCCCUACACCAUGCAGUGCUCAACAAUCAUGAAGCGGUCGUGGACUUAUUUCUUGAUUUCUUCCCAGAUACAUAUGUGGGAUUGCACACAGCCCAGAGACUGAUCAAGAAGUCCUCCAUUCAUCACAAAGUGAAGUCGGCAUGGGAACGACGCCAGGAGGAGGUGGUCAUGCCCAAACUGAUCCAGUGUGCCCUCAACGGCAAUGCUGAAGACCUCUACUGUGUCCUGGACGAGGGGGACAGCAUCAACCUCAAGAGUGGGAGCGGGAACUGGCCUCUGUACCUGGCUGUAGAGAACGGACAUCUCGACGUGGUCAAGCUCCUCUUUGAGAAAGGUGGUGACAUUCGCAAGCGACAUUCAUCGACUGGUGCAACUGUGUUGCAUAGGGCUGCCAAGAUGGGACACUAUAAGAUUGUGGACUUCCUCAUCCAGUUCUGUCGGACUGCCACGCCCGGAGACCAGGGUGGGCGGGGCAAGAAGCUGCUGGACAUCAACGCUGUCGAUGCUGAGAACAAGACAGCUCUACAGUUGGCUGCUGAGAAAGGGUUCAGUCAAAUUGUUCUACUUCUGCUUCAACAUGGUGCCACGACGGCCAUCUUGGAUGCCCGGGGUGCACUGUUCACAUGUCCUGAGUACGAAGGUGUACGGAUCAUGAUUGAGACUCACAGAGAGAAACAGACCAAACUCAUCAUGAAGUGUGUGCAAGACAAGUCAAAAAAGGCUCUGGCGAUGUUACAGAAAUCAUGGCUGCCCUGUUUUGACCACAACCUGCGGACGAAGCUGGGAGACACCCCCCUGAUGGUGGCGUGUCGGGCGGGGCGGCUGCCGACAGUCAAGUUCCUCCUGGAGUCCGCCGUCUACUCCAAGGAUGUGGAGGAGGAGGAUUUGGAUGAUUCAGAUGUAGACUCCGGAGUCAAUGACCCAACCCGAGGACCACUGAGGUCACGAACUCCAAGACACAUGGAAGAUUGUGAAGAUGGCUUUGCAGCAAGUGGUAACUUCUCUCAGUCAGUGGAGGUGCAUAACGGGAACCGACUGCAGACCAGUGGAGACUUCACACGUUCCAUGGAAGUGGAAGCCAGACCAAGACUUGGGGAGAUGAAGAUCCAUCGCCCUCUGUUGUCGGCGCGGAUUGACAGCACAGUACAUGCACUGCUGAGAGAUGUCAGCAGACCUAAGGGUCUCUUUAUAUAUCAUGAUGACUGCGUAAGUCAUGUAUCUGCUGUGAAUCUCUUCGAUGGCUGCACGUCACUGCACCGCACGAUCGAGGGCGGGGACAACGUUCAGAUCGUGAAGGCGCUACUGGGGGAGGACGCCACCUGUCUCAACGUCCAGAACGAUGCAGGACUGAGUCCGCUGCAUCUCGCCUGCACCAACGGGAGAAAGAAAACCAUCGAAAUAUUGUUGGCUCGUGAGGAGAUAGAUCUGAACUGUCGCACUCUGGACGGACAUCUUGCGGAGGAGAUGACAUCCAACAAGAGCAUUAUCAAACUCAUCCAAAAGGCUCGCCUCAUUCAGACAGGAGCAAUUCUCCCCAACACUAAGGCUCCAGAGUCACCGGAUGCAUCAAAAGCUUCCAGCAUUGAAGGAACAAACAUCAGCUUCGAUCAGCUACAGACGCGAUAUGAAACACUUAAACAGGAUAUUCGGGCGAAGGCCAUGUUCAAAAUACUGGAAGACUCUCACAGCCAAGAUUAUCCUUGAUAAUAUUUACCGGUAUUUAUGGACUAUUAAAACAUAGCUCACUUUUUGCAUGUGUAUACACGUUUGUUGAUAUUGACUGGCUUGUGACAUGGGUGUUUUGUGGACUUACUUUUGUUCAGCAUGAGGCAGUACAGGUGGGCAGGGUGUAGGGUUUAACACUAGGGUUACUGUUGGUGCAUGGAUAUGUGUGUGUUCACUGUUUGGUGUCUGACUGUGUGACAGUCCUGUUACAAAACUAACAGCAGCAAAGGAUUCACUUUCACAUCAAGCUGUAGGAUUUGGGUGAUGUGGAGAUCCCAAAUGGUGUAAGCAAACAUGUAUAGGGUUACUGAGUGUGGAUAGAACAUCUCACUCGGGACAAAGGAGAACUACCCACUAGCUGAAAACCGUGUCUGACCAAGGAAGAGCAGACGUCUACCUCAGACAGCACCCACAAGCUCUAGACGUCUGACCAAGGAGAGCAGACGUCUACCUCAGACAGCACCCACAAGCUGUAGACCUCUGACCAAGGAGAGCAGAUGUCUACCUCAGACAGCACCCUCAAAUUGUAGAUGUCUGACCAAGGAGAGGUGACGUCUACUUCAGACAGUGCCCACAAGCUGUAGACAUCUGAACAAGGAGAGCAGACGUCUGAUUCCAAGUAUCAGACAUCUACCUCAGUGUCUUGUCACAAAGCAACAGAUAUACCCAGUUACCUGACAAAAACGUGAAAAGCCUGUUUGAAAAUGAUUAGGUUAUGUUUAACACACAGGGUAUUAGACAAUGAAGUACUCUGAAAGUACAGACUUGAACCCUACAUUGUGUUUAUACUGACCAUUAACACACUGUACAAAACAACAUAUUCUGUUUAUAUAUGACCUGUAUAGAGACGACAGCAAUAUUAUUUGGCCAACAUUCUUAAACCUGUCUGUGUCUUCAUGGGACAAAGUGUCUCAUGAUGUGGAAAAUGACAAUCAAUCUGUGAUAUGAACCAUCAGGACACUCGAAAAUAUCCCACGUCAUUCCUGUAGGUGGUGGGGUGAGAAAAUCUCCAAAGACUAUGAGAUACCGGUACACAAGGAAUGUUUCCUACCAAAAGUGCUUAUUUGUUGCUAUAGUCACAGGUUUUGAAAAGAAAUCUGUAAGCCAACAAAUGAAAGAAAGUCAAGAUUGCUCUGAUACGAGUGUGAUUAAUGGUAUGUACCAGCAUGUGGUAUGUGACCUGUUAUGACUGUUAUAUGUUACUGUUUUGUAUUCCAUGUAUUUGUUUUUGUUACAUGUGAUGUUACAGAUGUUUACCCAUGUGAUAUAGAUGUAUUGAACUUUAAGGGAUUUUUCUUAUGAUCUCUAAGAACACACCUGGGAAGAAUUUAAGCACUACCUUUUGUUCUUCAAUGUAAAGUGGCCAUUUUAAGAAUUACAUCCUGUGUCAGUUUUCUGAUGAAACAUAUUUAUCUUGUUUAAAAAGUUAAAUACUUGUAUUGAGAUACUGGAAGUAAAAUAUAUUUUUUCAUAAUGUUUUUUGUAACUGUUCCAUGGCAAUAGUUAUUUGUCUACCCAGUCUAUGCUUCCUCUGCCUCUUUGGUUCACAGGCAUUAAUAGUACUUGUGAAUAUCUGGCAAAACAUACUACUGUGUUUUUGUACUAACAUUUUAGCUGGUGUUGCUGGUAUCUAACACAUUUAUCCAAUGAGAUCAAUUUCAAAUGUGGAUAUUCCCGUUUGUUUUUAUCCCCCCGGUUUGAAAAAUUGGAGAUAUAGAGAUCACCAUGUCUGUCCGUCGGUUUUCCGUUUCCGGAGCAGAACUUUAAACUAUUAAUUGUUUUUAAAAAAUUCAUUGAAACAGGUACUUUUACUUGAAUUGGUGCCUUGGGUUUUGAUAAAUACUGAACAGCAUUAUUUUUCCCUACACUUAACUAACAGUCAUCUUCCCAAGGCAAGGGAGUUAACUGACUGUAAAAGUCCAGUUUCCACAGUUGAUGAAAUAGACUGGAAUGACGGACUUACCUUUUGGCUGGACUAACGAGUCUAUGCAUAGUCCAAUCAUAAUUGCGCAAUGAGCUAGACAUCUGGUUCGUAAACAACUUGGAUUUGAAUUGCAGAUUUCCAUCAACUGCAAGAUUUGCAAAGCAUCUGUAUCAUCAACAGGGUGUUGAUAGAUAUUUUCAAAUCUUUUCAUGUUUUUAAUCAAGGUGCUCAAAUGAUUUGAUGAACUACGUGAGGUAAGACCCAUUUUAUUACAAUAUAGAUCGUGAUUUUCAAUCAGAUCGUCUUAACUGGGUGCUGCCAUUUUGUUUGAAGCAAAUGCAAGUGACAUUAGAGGUGGAAUCUGAUUGGUCAAUAGGAGGGACACAGCAGGGACAUAACUCGUAAGAGCCACUGGUGGUGCUACGAUCCAGCCACGAAAUUCAAACAUAGUUCGCCAAGGGUGGAAACUGGACUUUUGUAGUCAGUUAACACCCCUGCCUUGGGAAGAUGGAAUACCAUGGCAAUGAACCAAUAGUCGGGUAGCUAAAUUCUAUUUCCAAAUUGCACCAGACCAGGGGGACAUGUCAUCUCCUGAUGACUCUUGUUAAAAUUUCACUGCCGUAUGUGAUGCAGAGCAUAAUCCAAUUGGGGUUAACAGAAUAAUACUUCAAACACAUCAAAAGUUGACAUGUGUUUAUUUAAUACCAUACAACUGCCUAAUUUUAGAAUUCAGGUGUCCAUUCCACAAAGCUGUCGAAGCGCUGAGGUUAUCGUAACACCCAUACUUUAACAAAGAGGACAGUCUAUGGGCUAUGAUCACCUGUAGGGCCCUACACGCAAUGUCAUUGAAUAAGCCGGGAGAUGUUGGGAGUUUUCAAUCUUUGUUAGUGAAACUAGUUCUGGCAGUACAUAAGCGUUCGCUUUUCUAUUAAACACUGUGUGAUACCAGCUUGUUCUGAUUAAACAGUGUUAUCUUCAAGGGGCGAGUAUAAAUAUGAAUAUGUAGAAGUAUGAAUAUGAAGAAGGUGGUGCUUAACCUUUAUCCAGGUGUGUAUAUGUUUAUUUGACAUAGAAAUGACAGAUACUGUUCCAAGAAGUCAAGGGAAGAAAUUCAAAUGUAUCAAAUAUGUGAAUUAAAUUUCUUCAUAUGGAAUGUU